Messenger RNA from Musca vetustissima, 840 nucleotides. RefSeq lists its product as uncharacterized. The record is from RefSeq and is a predicted model, not a curated record. The coding region runs from base 1 to 840 and encodes 279 amino acids. Lineage: Eukaryota; Metazoa; Arthropoda; Insecta; Diptera; Muscidae. The transcript has a single exon.
AUGAGUGAUAUAUACGAUUAUGUUUAUGCCCAUUCAAUGGCCUGCUCCAAUAGUCACCACCAUUGCCGCAAGGAGCAUGAAACCUAUAUCAACACCAACGAAACAGCCAGUACCAUCAACUUCGAAGAUGAUACUCUACAAUCGGAAACGGAAAUAAAUACUUCGCAAUUUUCACCCAAUGAUCUGCAAACCUUUGUGGAUAGUCUGGAAACGAUUGCGCGGCUGGAACGUUCGAAGCAUAAUCGAAAACUCAGACGUAAACAGAAGAGAUCUCAAAGGAAGAGACAAGUAACCUGUUUGGAUUCUUCAACCUGUAGCAGUAUUCACGAAGAGGAUCUGCUAAGCAGCAGUGAUGAGGAAUUCUCCUCCCACGACGAUGAUGAUGAGGGUGCGGAUCUAUAUGAUGAUAAAUAUUUUGCUGCUCUACAUGGCCAAAAACAAAGUACCGCCCUGUACAGUAAUUCCGCUGUGGAUAGUAGCAUAAAUUCCGACUCCGAAGAUUCAGGUGUUUUCGUUAUCAAUCGCAGUAUCAGCACCAGUAACGAGAGUCAUCUCUAUGAAAACAUUCCACCCCUGCAGCCAAAAUCCAAAAUGGUCUCCUACUCCAAAAGUAAGUCGCUAAAAAUGCGUCUAAUGUCUUUGAUCAAACGUAGACAUGAUGCCAAGGCCGCCCUACCAUCGCGAGAUAUUUUAUCAUCUACCGCAAUUGGAGAACUUUCGGUGGCCAGUGAUGUUCCCCAAAAGGCCAACAAGAAGACGAAGAAAUCGAAAACAAAGUCGUCUUCGUCGAAAUCGGAAAAUAAGCUUUUGGAAAAAGCAAUGAGGCUGCUUACAUUGUAA